Molecule: messenger RNA, 2271 nt
Organism: Helicoverpa armigera (cotton bollworm)
Lineage: Eukaryota; Metazoa; Arthropoda; Insecta; Lepidoptera; Noctuidae
Product: arylphorin subunit alpha-like
Exons: 5
Coding region: 75-2147 (690 amino acids)
Source: RefSeq, a predicted model, not a curated record
GAACGGGAUGCGCCGAUCGUAUAUAAGCUACACUGGCCAACAGAUUGGCACAGUUGACAGCGGCUUCGGAAACCAUGAAGACUGUCUUGUUCCUAGCAGGGCUCGUCGCUCUGGCGAUGGGCGGCGCCGUCCCCCACCAUGAGCUCAAAACGAAGCCUGUUGAUGCUCAGUUCGUUGGCUACCAGAAGAAGAUUCUGUCGCUCUUGGAACACUCUCAACAACUAGACCUGCACUCUGAAUACUACAAAGUUGGCAAGGAUUACAAUGUUGAGGCUAACAUUGACAACUACACAAACAAGCAAGCUGUCCAACAGUUCCUCGAGUUGUACAGAACUGGAUUCCUGCCCAAGUUCCUCAAGUUUUCAAUCUUCUAUGAGAGGAUGAGGGAUGAAGCUAUUGCCCUAUUCCAUCUUAUGUACUACGCUAAGGACUUCGAAACCUUCUGGAAAACCGCCGCCUGGGCCAAGGUUUGGCUGAACGAGGAGCAGUUCUUAUAUGCGUACUACAUUGCUGUGGUCCAGAGGUCUGACUUGGAUGGUAUCGUUCUCCCAGCGCCUUACGAAGUUUACCCACAGUUCUUCUUGAACAAGAACAUUCUGACUAAGAUGUCCGUCAUCAAAAUGCAGAAUGGACUGUUCCAAUCUGAUUUUGCUGCUCAAUACGGCAUUGUCAAGGAAAGCGACUACUACGUGUACUAUGCCAACUACUCCAACGCGUUGACUUACCCCAACCAGGAACAAAAACUGUCAUACUUCACUGAAGAUAUAGGCUUGAACGCUUACUACUUCUACUUCCACUCACAAAUGCCCUUCUGGUGGAAGUCCGAGAAAUACAACCUAUUGAAAGAUCGUAUGGGUGAAAUUUUCUUCUACUACUACCAGCAACUUCUGGCCCGUUACUCCCUGGAGCGUCUUCCUCAUGGAUUAGGCGACAUUCCUGAAUUCUCCUGGUACUCUGAAUUCAAGACUGGUUACUACCCUCAAUUGUCUGCAAACUUCUUGCCCUUCGCUCAAAGGAGUAACAACUACAACAUCCACUCUGAGAAGAACUACGAAUACAUCCGUUUCCUGGACACCUAUGAAAAGACGUUCUUCCAAUUCUUGCAGAAGGGAGAAUUCAAGACCCCUGAGAAGGAAAUGAACUACGUCGGCAACUACUGGCACAUGAACUCAGACCUGUACUCCGAGAAGAGCAACAAGGACUUGCACCAGUACUCUUAUGAGAUCAUCGCCCGUCACGUGCUCGGCGGUAGCCCCAAGCCUUUUGACAAGUACUCAUUCAUGCCCACCGCCCUUGACUUCUACCAGACUUCUCUCCGUGACCCCGCCUUCUACCAGCUCUACCAGAGAAUCGUCGACUACCUCGUCGCCUACAAAGAAUACGUCAAACCUUACUCUCACAACGACCUUCACUUCGUCGGUGUUAAGAUUAAUGACGUGAAAGUCAGUGAAUUGGUGACUUACUUCGAUUACUUCGACUUUAACGCCACAAACAGCGUGUUCUACAGCCAGGAAGAGCUCAAAGCUUACCCAACAGAAUUCAUUGUUCGUCAACCUCGCCUGAACCACAAACCAUUCACUGUAUCUGUUGACUUGAAGUCUGAUGUAGCCUCUGAUGCUGUUGUCAAGAUCUUCAUUGGACCCAAAUACCACCCCAACGGAUACCCUAUCAACAUUGAAGAGGACUGGAUGAAAUUCUACGAACUGGACUGGUUCGUACAGAAGCUUGCCCCAGGAGAGAACAAGAUUGAGCGCAAGUCCAGCGAAUUUGCGUUCUUCAAGGAUGACUCUAUCCCGAUCAACGAGAUCUACCAGUGGUUAGACCAAGGCAAGGUUCCCUACGAUAUGUCUGUUGUGCCCGACAACAUGCCUAGGAGGCUGAUGCUACCGAAGGGUACCCCUGGUGGUUAUCCAUUCCAGCUGUUCGUGUUUGUGUAUCCAUUCAACGGAGUUAAGAAGGGAGAAGAUGUGUUCCAGAACUACCUUGCUGACAACAAGCCCUUCGGAUAUCCGUUCGACCGCCCCGUGCAGGAAGCUUACUACAGGCAACCCAACAUGUACUUCGAAGAUGUACAGAUCUACCACAAGGACGCGUAUUUACCUUACGAGAUGAACGUUCCCUCUUAUUUCAGCCAGAAGAAGCAGUAAAGUGAUAAAUAGUUCAUAAACUCGUUUAUAGAAUUAUUUCAUCAUAUUAAUGUAGAACAAAAUGUACAAAAGAUACGAGUAAAAGAGAAAUAUGUAUUUAAAUAAAUAUAUUAUAUAAUUAAAA